CCGGCACGCAGCCGGAGGGACGCACGGCCCACGGGGUCCGGGCCCCGGGCGCGGAGCGCGUCGGCCGCGGGCCGGGUUCGUGCUUUCCAGACCCGGUUGGCCUCGGCGUCCCGGCGCACUUCCCCCAACCCAGCCUCCGGGUCCCCGGCCUCCUUCCCCAACGGCGCAGCCCCCUCCGGGAGCUGCCGGUCUGCAGGGAGGCUGCCUUCCGCUAUACCCCAUGUUACCCCAUCACCAGAAGAGUCUGGGCAGAGACUGGACUACACCGUGGGAGAAUCUGCAAAGGUGUUGCUGGAACAGACAUAUUUCUAGUUGUAUGAGGUGGCCUGGACAUUAUUCUCGUGCUCCUUACCCAUACUUCAGUAGUAGGCAUUUUUCACUAAAUUGGAGACCACCUUGUUUGUUUGAGUCUAGAACUCAGUUUCAGUACUGGAACUGGAGACCCGACAACCUGAGCCAGACAUCUUUGAUUCAUCUCUCUAGUUACAUCAUGAACUCUGAGGGAGAUGAGCCUUCAUCAAAACGAAGAAAACACCAAGGCACAAUAAAACGGCAUUGGGAAUAUAUAUGUAAUCAUAAUAAAGAAAAAACGAAGAUCCUAGGAGACAAAAAUGUUGAGCCCAUAUGUGAAGACAGUGAGAACAAGUUUGACUUUUCAGUGAUGUCCUAUAAUAUACUUUCUCAAGAUUUAUUGGAAGAUAAUUCACACCUUUAUAAACACUGCCGGCGGCCAGUAUUACACUGGAGUUUUAGGUUCCCCAAUAUUCUGAAAGAAAUUAAACACUUUGAUGCAGAUGUACUUUGUUUGCAAGAAGUUCAAGAAGAUCAUUAUGGAACGGAGAUCAGGCCAAGUUUGGAAUCAUUGGGUUAUCACUGUGAAUACAAGAUGCGGACAGGAAGGAAACCUGAUGGCUGUGCCAUUUGUUUCAAACAUUCCAAAUUUUCCCUCUUAUCAGUGAACCCAGUGGAAUUCUACCGCCGUGAUGUUCCUCUGUUGGACAGAGACAAUGUUGGAUUAGUGUUACUCUUGCAGCCCAAAAUUCCAAGUGCUGCCUUCCCUGUGAUCUGUGUAGCUAACACACAUCUGUUGUAUAACCCCAGGCGAGGUGAUAUUAAGCUGACCCAAUUGGCAAUGCUUCUGGCAGAGAUUUCCAGUGUUGCCCAUCAGAAAGACGGCAGCUUCUGCCCCAUUGUUAUGUGUGGUGACUUUAAUUCUGUUCCUGGUUCCCCACUCUAUAGUUUUAUAAAGGAGGGGAAAUUGAAUUAUGAAGGACUUGCCAUAGGAAAGGUAUCUGGCCAGGAACAGUCUUCACGGGGACAAAGAAUUUUAUCUAUUCCAAUUUGGCCCCCAAACCUAGGUAUCUCACAGAACUGUGUGUAUGAGGUACAGCAGGUACCAAAAGUAGAAAAGACAGACAGUGAUCUGACACAGACACAGCUGGACAAAACAGAGGUCCUAGUAACAGCUGAAAAGUUACCUUCACAUUUACAGCACUGUUUCAGCUUGUCAUCUGUUUAUUCACAUUAUUUUCCUGACACUGGAAUUCCAGAAGUGACCACCUGUCAUUCCCGAAGUGCCAUAACUGUGGAUUAUAUUUUCUAUUCUGCUGAAAAGGAAGGUGUUGCUGGGCAGCCAGGAGCUGAAGUCGCUUUGGUUGGUGGCUUGAAACUUCUAGCUAGACUGUCACUUCUUACAGAACAAGACUUAUGGACUGUUAAUGGACUUCCAAAUGAAAAUAACUCUUCAGAUCAUCUGCCUUUAUUGGCUAAAUUCAGACUUGAGCUCUGACUUGUCUUUGAUUACAUAUAUACUUUGUUUUCCCAUUUAUGUUCUUUUUCAAAGAAUGUAAAGUUGUUAAGAUUUUGCAUGUUAUUUAUUUUUGCGCUAUGGUGUAUCUGAAGAGGUUAUGUUAAAUGCUUGAAACAGGUAUCAGAAGAAACAAGUUUACAACAAUUUUCUUUUUUAAUAAUGAAAAAAUAUUUUCCUGACAAGUGAGAUCUAAAUGCUCUUUAUUGUAAAAGAGUUGUAAAUAUUUAUUCUAAAUGCCAGUAAAAUUGACAGUGAUUUUUAAA
Hippopotamus amphibius kiboko is the source of this 2073-nucleotide messenger RNA. RefSeq names its product angel homolog 2 (gene ANGEL2). Gene Ontology annotation, molecular function: mRNA 3'-UTR binding; 3'-5'-RNA exonuclease activity. NCBI's taxonomy places the organism in Eukaryota, Metazoa, Chordata, Mammalia, Artiodactyla, Hippopotamidae. Gene Ontology annotation, biological process: 3'-UTR-mediated mRNA stabilization. The transcript is spliced from 9 exons. The record is from RefSeq and is a predicted model, not a curated record. The coding region runs from base 221 to 1789 and encodes 522 amino acids.